UUCCAACCGUCUGAUUAACCGGUUGUCAUUCUCAGAACUGGCGGCAAGCGCCAGAAAACCAAAGCUCCCCUCGCCAAAUAACCCCAUCCUUCUUCCAUGUCCGUUCUUCCUCCGAAUCGCCAAAACAUAGAAGAUGCCUUCUUGCUUCCUCGCCAAGUACAAUGGCGAGAGAAACCCUAGAGUUUUUCGUCGCAGCUCUAGGCUCUACCAAGGCUCCCAACCCCACAGCUUGCAACCUCCAAUUCAUCCGUCUCGUUGGCUCCGGCAUCGGAAUCCUUGCCUUCAAGCUCCUUCCAGUUUUCAUCGACCAUGGUAUCCCCGCUCAUCUUCCAUCUCUCAACUCCAUCGUCGCAUUUCUCUGCCGCCUCAGCCAGCCCCACGCCGCCGAACGCCUUUUGGCCACAUUUCCCAUUCUCGGCUGUUCUCCCGACCUCGUUACCUUCAACUCUCUCAUCGACGGCCACUGCCGUGCUGGAAAUCUCUACCGCGCGUCUUUGUUAGUGGUCCGCCUCCGGUGCUUUGGCCCACUGCCCGAUGCCAUCACUUAUAAUGUUAUGAUGGGCUCCUUGUUCAAGCAUAAGUUGCCAAACUUUGCUCUUGGGUAUUUGGGUUUGAUGUGGAAGUCCUGUUUGCCCAACGUGAUCACGUAUGGGAUUCUUAUCGACAUGUUCUGCAAGCUGGGCGAUCUUGAUUCAGCGCACUCUGCCAUGAAUGACAUGAGAAUGUCCGGAAUCUCUCCAAAUCUGGUUGCCUUUACUUGUUUGAUCGAUGGGUGCUGCAAGAAUGGUUGUUUGGAUUCUGCACUCAAACUGUUCGACAGUAUGCAGGACCUGUCACUGUUUCCAAAUGUUGUUACUUGUACUGCUCUUAUUGAUGGGAUUUGUAAAAAAGGAAUGAUGGAGAGAGCAGAGCAGGUUGUUGCAAAGGUGCGUAAGGAAGGGAUUGAAGCAAAUGCUGUGAUUUACACUUCAAUGAUGGAUGGAUACUUUAAGAAAGGUGAUUCAGUAGCUGCAUUGAGAUAUUUGAGUAGAAUGACAGUCGCUGGAUUGAACCUUGAUAUGAAGGGUUAUGGAGUUGCUAUAUCAGGACUUUGUAGUUGUGGUAGGCUGGAUGAAGCUAUGGAGAUGAGAAAGGAUAUGGAAAAGGGCGGCCUUUUUCCGGAUAAGAUUAUUAUGACUGCUCUGAUGGAUGCUUGUUUCAAGACUGGGAAUGUGGAAAAGGCUUUGGAUUUGUAUGGAGAGAUGUUAGAGAAAGAGUUACAACCAGAUGUCUUUACUGAUGCAGCACUUAUGGAUGGGCUCUGCAAGCAUGGGCUUUUAGAGAAAGCAAAAGUGUAUUUUUUGAAAGCUAAAAGAAUCAAUGAGGUUUCUUACACUAUUCUCAUUGAUGGGCUAUGCAAGGAAGGAGAUAGAAAAGAGGCUGAGAAGUUAUUUUUAGACAUGGAGGCGGCUGGUUUGGUUCCAGACAAGUACAGCUACACAUCACUGAUUGCCAGAUUUUGCAGAGAAGGUGAUGUUUUGGAAGCUUUCAAACUGAAAAAAACAAUGCUUCAUAAGGGAGCAGAGGCUGACUUGCUAACUUACAGCACGCUUAUCUGGGGCCUGGCCUCUAAAGGUCUUAUGAUAGAAGCACGAGAGGUCUUUGAUGAUAUGGUGAGAAGUGGAAUAGCUCCUGAUGUGGUUGUUUAUGAUAUCUUGGCUAAAGGCUACCUGAAACAGAAUGAUACUACUUCAAUCUUGAAUUUAAUGGGACAUAUGAAGAAAUCUGGACUCUUCAUAAAGGAGGUUGAAAAGUUAAAGAGUUAUCCAAAUGGAUAGUUUAGUAAUUUCACUUGAUUAUUGAAGUAAGUUAUGCAUUACGAUAGAGUUCGUUGCAUCUUUUUGAUAUGAUCAGUUGUCUCAUUUGCUAUUUUGUUAGAUGAGGUUGACAACAUCGUCAAGUUGGGUAGGCUGCUUUUAUGAAAGGCUUUAUGUCUGCAUCGAGUAAUCUGAAUUUUUUUGCAAAUGUUAUCCCCACGGUAUGCUACUGCGUGCAUUUGACAAGGAAACCAACUCUUUUAUCCUAAAGAUGAUACAUGCGUAUACUUCAACACAUUCUUCAAUCACAGACUGCAUUUCAAUUAUACUAUAUUAACAUCAUGUGCAAAAUAUAUGGAUGAGAUGAAAUUAGAAUUAGGAAUUUGGCGUGGGUAGUAUUUCCCAUCAACAUAAUUUGAUUAUCAUCUUGUGCCGCCUUUUGAGCAAUAGUAGUCCUGCUAUAAUAGUCUCUACAAUUUUAACGAUUUCUUUGUUUUGGAUUUUAUGAUUUUCUUUGUUGUAAGACCAGAUGCUUAUAAUUUUUUUUGCAAUAAGU
This is a messenger RNA of Phalaenopsis equestris, 2352 nucleotides long. RefSeq names its product pentatricopeptide repeat-containing protein At2g01740. The record is from RefSeq and is a predicted model, not a curated record. Lineage: Eukaryota; Viridiplantae; Streptophyta; Magnoliopsida; Asparagales; Orchidaceae. Gene Ontology annotation, molecular function: protein binding. The coding region runs from base 162 to 1817 and encodes 551 amino acids. The transcript has a single exon.